Messenger RNA from Cyclopterus lumpus (lumpfish), 2816 nucleotides. Its product is annotated as isocitrate dehydrogenase [NADP], mitochondrial-like. Gene Ontology annotation, molecular function: magnesium ion binding; isocitrate dehydrogenase (NADP+) activity; NAD binding. The record is from RefSeq and is a predicted model, not a curated record. The transcript has 11 exons. Gene Ontology annotation, biological process: isocitrate metabolic process. The coding region runs from base 371 to 1714 and encodes 447 amino acids. NCBI's taxonomy places the organism in Eukaryota, Metazoa, Chordata, Actinopteri, Perciformes, Cyclopteridae. Gene Ontology annotation, cellular component: mitochondrion.
UUUUAAUAUGGGUAAUGUCUACACUGUGGUAUUACUAGUUUAUGUCGGCUCCUUCUUCCAACACUGAAGUGUGAGAAAGAGAGCAGACGAGACUUCUACCUGGACAGGUAACGGGAAAAGGGAAGAAGAUUUGAAGUGAACUUGAACCUACACUGAACUCACCGUAGCCAACUUCAACGAGCAUACUUCAUUCUGAUUGGCCCGGAGCCGAUUUGGCUAGCCAAUCAGAGUAAAGCGUUCUCUUUCCAAGCUGACGUGGUGGUGUUCACCAACACCUACGUCCGGUCGUUACCGGGCUCUACCUGUCUGUCCUUCAUUCAUAAGCAAAGAGGGUUCCAGUGGCCUCGACCGUCAUCAGUUCCGUGUAAACAUGGCGGGUUACCUGAAAGCUCUGCACUGUACAGCUGCUGCACUGUCGCAAAGCCCCGCUGUGCUCUCACCGGCUUCCGUCUGCCUCCUGCAACAGAGAAACUAUGGCACAAAGCGCAUCAAGGCGGAGCAGCCGGUGGUGGAGAUGGACGGCGAUGAGAUGACUCGCAUCAUAUGGGAGUUCAUCAAAGAGAAGCUCAUCCUGCCCAAUGUCGAUGUUGAGCUGAAGUACUUUGACCUGGGUCUGCCCUACCGGGACCAGACAAACGACCAGGUCACCAUCGACUCCGCUCUGGCAACUCAGAAAUACAAUGUGGCUAUCAAGUGUGCCACCAUCACCCCCGACGAGGCCCGAGUUGAAGAGUUUAAGCUAAAGAAGAUGUGGAAAAGUCCUAAUGGAACCAUUCGGAACAUCUUGGGCGGCACCGUUUUCCGUGAGCCAAUCCUCUGUAAAAACAUCCCUCGUCUCGUUACCGGUUGGACACAAGCCAUAACAAUUGGCAGACAUGCUUUCGGCGAUCAGUACAGGGCCACAGACUUUGUUGUUGACCAGCCGGGCAAGUUCAAGAUGGUGUUCGCUCCGGCCGACGGAAGCCAGCAGAAGGAGUGGGAGGUGUAUAACUUUCUCGCUGGGGGCUGUGGGUUGGGAAUGUACAACACUGACGAGUCCAUCAGUGGAUUUGCUCACAGCUGCUUCCAGUAUGCCAUCCAGAAAAGGUGGCCUCUGUACAUGAGCACCAAGAACACCAUCCUCAAGGCCUACGACGGGCGCUUCAAAGACAUCUUCCAGGACAUCUUUGAGAAGGACUACAAGCCUGAGUUUGACAAGCUGAAGAUCUGGUAUGAGCACCGUCUUAUUGACGACAUGGUGGCCCAGGUCCUGAAGUCCUCUGGAGGAUUUGUUUGGGCCUGCAAGAAUUACGAUGGAGAUGUGCAGUCAGACAUUCUGGCUCAGGGUUUUGGUUCUCUAGGUCUCAUGACAUCAGUGCUCGUGUGCCCAGACGGAAAGACUAUCGAGGCCGAGGCUGCACACGGCACUGUGACCCGGCACUACCGUGAACACCAGAGGGGAAAACCAACCAGCACCAACCCCAUCGCGAGCAUCUUUGCCUGGACCAGAGGGCUGGAGCACAGAGGGAAACUGGACGGCAAUCCUGAUUUGAUGAAGUUCUGCCAGACGUUGGAACGUGUCUGUGUGACAACUGUGGAAAAUGGUGUGAUGACCAAGGACCUGGCAGGCUGCAUCCAUGGCUUGGCCAACUGCAAGCUGGGUGAGCAUUAUGUGAACACAACGGACUUCCUCGAUGCCAUCAAGACCAACUUGGACAAAGUUUUGAGCAAAUGAAGACAAACUUGCCAACGUAGAAAAAAAAAAUUUUUCAGACACUUUCUUUUUUUCUCCUUCUGUAUAAAUCUUUGUAUCCAAUUUUAAAGGAACCAAAUUUGCAAUUUUUGUAUUUGUAUAGCUCACUGACACAUAACUGUGCUCAUGGUCCUCUGCCUUUCCUGUUGCCAAAUGUCCAGUUAUGCAUUGCAUAAAAGUGAUUCUGCUGUAUGAAUCGAUAUCAAUGCUAUUAACCCAAUGUUCCCUGAAGAUAUCUUCCUAUAAGUGAUUAGAUUAAUUUUCCAAAUCCUCUGUAUUAUGAUACUUACCCAUUUAAUUAGUUAGGCAAACUAAUGCGGAUAUAAUUCAAUGUAAUGUGACAGAGGAGCAUUUUUACUUCAGUUUAUGAACAUAGUUUUAAGAACAAUGUGUGAGAUGUCAGAAUAGUAAUGAGAAGUAUUGGUGUGAUUAGCAUUGAGCCCUCUGAAAGAGCUUCAAGAAUAUGAUUUAAUGAGACAACAGUUAAGGAAUGUGACUUCUCGUGUUGAAUCCAUAACUCCUCCAGAGGGCGCUAUAAGGGUUCCCCUCGCAAUUAAUUUUCAAGCCAUCUUAUUCUACAUUUUAAUUGCAUGCGCUGGCACACGUGAGCCUCUGUCCAGGAGAAUAUUCAUGCGGUCAAAUGCCCCCUCCAGUGCAUGACGGUGAGUGGUGUUUGCUCCAGCAGGGUGCGGGGCCUGAUGGGAGUUUUGGGAACGCUUUCUGAUGUUGUGACAAUUACAGUACAACACCAGCAGAUGUCGACAUGGUUAGCCAGCCAGCCAUGUGCUGAAUGCUUCAUUGUGCCACUCACAGAUGCUCUUCUGAAAUCAAUGGUGGGCCCCUGCAGCUCGUUAUUGCUGGAUGGAGAACCGCUGAGGCGCGCUGCAGUAAGACAAUUCAGAGUGUGUCUGGUAAAUAGCUCAUUACGCCUGGAUUUACCUCGAGAUAGGUUUCUGUUCAUCUAGAUUCUAGAUGACCUGGUGUUCACUGUUAUCCCGCAUAACAACAAAGUAGCCAAAGUAGAGGGAAGCAAAACAUACCUUUAAGGACAUGUGAAUAAAAGGACACGGGAGCACUGACGGAA